AUGCCGGACGAGCCGCGGCGCGUCGUCCUGGAGAAAUCCCGAACAGUGCGACGUCGCUACCAGCGCAGCAACAAGCCCUUCCAAUUCACCGCCUCGCAGCUGCAGCGGAUUGAGCGCGAACAGGAGCGCGAGCGCCGAGCAAAGCAGAUACGUGAUAAGGAGAAGAAGCGCACGGCCAACAAGAAGCGAAAGGCUGAGGAGGAGGCCCGCGUCCGGGAAGAACGCAAGCGCCGCGGGAUACCGGACCCCCACGCCCCCUCCGUUCCUUCGAGUCAGCCGCUGCUCUCGAACUUCCUGGGGCUGGCGAAGCGACCUGCGCCGGUUGCUGCGGAGCCGUUGCCGACCGAGACCGGGGACCAGGGCGAUGGCGGAGAUACGGAGCCGGACAGCGAGGCUGGUGACACCGAGGUCGACGACGACACUUGUGAUAAUGUGGAAGAAAAUUCGGGACAGGAGCUAUCUGGCCUCCAGGACGCGGGCGUCCUCGAGAAUUCGAAAAGUCCCGAUUCUACCAGGAAGAACCAAUGCGUGCCCAAAGACGACGACGAAUUUUCUGAUUGUUCAGCUUUCAACGAUGAAGAUAUCAUGAAAGAGGCCGAAGCGGCCGCAACCUCACAACCACUCCACGAAACAACGAACCAUCCUACCCCCAGGCCAUCGUCCUUCCUCCAGCCCCCUUCGAACAGCCGGCCGAAAGGUACGGCUAGCGCGAUGGUCUCGUUCGGAGACUCCUUCAGAGAUGAAACUGCGGACUUGCUCGAAGAAGCCUUCGCUGGUAGCUAUGGUGAUUCUUUUGGGCCAUUGGAUUUACCACGAUAA
Molecule: messenger RNA, 819 nt
Organism: Penicillium alfredii
Lineage: Eukaryota; Fungi; Ascomycota; Eurotiomycetes; Eurotiales; Aspergillaceae
Exons: 1
Coding region: 1-819 (272 amino acids)
Source: RefSeq, a predicted model, not a curated record